Nilaparvata lugens (brown planthopper) is the source of this 1711-nucleotide messenger RNA. Its product is annotated as protein FAM117B. The record is from RefSeq and is a predicted model, not a curated record. The coding region runs from base 301 to 1458 and encodes 385 amino acids. The transcript has 7 exons. NCBI's taxonomy places the organism in Eukaryota, Metazoa, Arthropoda, Insecta, Hemiptera, Delphacidae.
GUUUCUGAAUCUAUUCUCUACAUUGGCAGACAAGCUACACGAUGACAUUUCUACUGUCAAAACUGCAUGUUUUACUUGUUUUUAGCAAUUAUUUCUACUAAUUAUGCACAAGUUUCAAGUGAAAUUGUUGGAUUUUGAUAAUCUAGUGUAGAUUUUACAAGAAAUUCGUUCAAAAUGAUGACAUUUAGGUUGUGUUGUGCUAUGUGUAGUGCAAAUAGAUUUCAUAAACAAAGCUAGUGACAAUUUUUUGUAGAAUUUAUGGAGUAUUAAUUGCAAUUUUUUGCAAUAAAUGUUGGGAAUAUGGCGGGACAGAGCUGGAUUCGAAGGAGUUCUCCAUCUUCAUCGAAAAGUGGACCUCUAAAGGCUACUUUACCUAUGAGUUCUUUAACGAGACAAAAUAGUAAUUUAAGACAGCAUAGUCAAGAUAACAGUCCGGUUACAUUGUCACCAACUUCUCCUUGGAAAACUAGAGCAUCUCCUGAUCAUAUUUUGUCAGGAAUCAGAAGCCCUGGGGCUUUAAAUUACAAAGGGAAAUGUCAUAUAUCAUGUCAUGGAAGUGCCAGCAUACGAAGAACUGCCUCUCUGGACACAAUAUAUCUGACAGGACAAUGGCCAAGGGAUUUCCAUGCAUCUCUGCUACAUCUAGAUAAAUCUACACAGACUGAAGAAUUGGACAGCAAGAGGUCUCAGCGUUGUACCCCCGACUUCUCUGUCAUGACUGAAGACAAACUGGACAAAAUGAUUAGGCAUAGGCAGCUUGCUGAAAAGUUGCGAGCCAUAAGAAAGCAGUAUAAGAAAAUUGCGAUCCAAAUCACCCCUGAAGGCCACCGCGCGCCCCUACCCGACCUUCUCCGUCUGACCCGUACCGUGAACACGCAAACCCCUUCACUCGACCACAAUCUGUCGCCGAGCGACACAAACUUAUCGCCAGGCGACACAAAUCUGUCGCCCGGCGGGGGCGAAACGUCGCCCGCCUCCAUCACAUCGUCGCUGGACGAAAUGAUCGCCGCGCGACUGCUGGUCGACCGAUUCAAGUCGCCCAGCGACCGAUUCGGGUCGCCUGCGCGACUGCUGACCUUGUCGCGCGACGAUUUGAGGUCGCCGAGGUUCCUGGCGUUGUCGUCUACACCUAAGGACAACAGUGAGGAGGAAGAGACGUCGCCUGAUAUGGAGGAGGUUUGUGGAGGAGGAGGGAGUAGAUCGCCGAAAAUUAAUCGCUUUCUAGCUAGAGAACCACCGGACGGCUGUGAACGAGUUAGUCUCAAGUUUACUGAGGAUAGUAGCUCAAAAGACCUGACUCAGCUGGACUACUGCGAUCUAAAGCCUAGCGUCACGUUCCAGCUGCGACCGAGCAUAGGCUCUGCGUUCCUGCCUUUGACCAAGACCAGUGUUGCCACCACACCCCAAGACUCUCCCUCCCACUCACACACUGCUGCCAACCCAACUGAAACUACGUAGUCGACAACCCCCUGCAUGAUAUAUUCAACAUACCCAGCACCCCGGAGCAUUCCUUCAGUUGGAUCCACAUCACAAAAAACGGACAUUCAACGUUUAAAAACAGUCAAAAUAUGUAAAAAAAUCAAACAAAAUAACUGAAAAAUAAUGAUACAAUAGUCACACCCUUCUCCGAUUCAUGUAAUACUUAUGAUUAUGAUCUAAUUAUCGUAUGAAAUGUGAUAAAGUUGAGUAAAAUAAAAACAAGUACAAAUUA